Molecule: messenger RNA, 2235 nt
Organism: Melampsora larici-populina 98AG31
Lineage: Eukaryota; Fungi; Basidiomycota; Pucciniomycetes; Pucciniales; Melampsoraceae
Exons: 5
Coding region: 197-1975 (592 amino acids)
Biological process (GO): tetrahydrofolate interconversion
Cellular component (GO): cytosol
Molecular function (GO): methylenetetrahydrofolate reductase [NAD(P)H] activity; FAD binding
Source: RefSeq, a predicted model, not a curated record
CAACUCUCAUCCAACUUAUCAAAGACCCUCAGCAAUCGAAGAAAAGCUUAAUCAAAACGAAAAGAAAUCCAUUCAAGAAAAGAAGAAGGAUUGAUUCAUUGAUUGGAUCUUAACAAGUAAAAACAAUUUUGGAAAAUCUCAACAAGACCUUACGAUUCAAAAACCUUGGAAAACCUUGAAGAAUACUUUGUUUAAGAUGAAAAGGAUAGACGAAUUGAUUAAAUCAUUAAACGAAUCAAACCAAGUUUAUUUCACAUUCGAAUUUUUUCCUCCUAAAACUAUUGAUGGAUUACAAAACUUACAAACCAGAAUCCAAAGAAUGAUUAAACUAAAUCCAUCAAUGAUUCAUUUCACAUGGGGACCCAAUGGAUCGACCUUUAAAACUUCUUUAGGUUUAGUUAGUUUUGUUCAAAUCGAAUUAGGAUUUCCUACUUGUUUACAUUUAACUUGUACGAACCUUUCGAUCGAUUUAUUGAAUCAAGCUUUAAAUGAAGCUAAAAAAUUAGGAAUUGUGAAUAUUUUGGCAUUGAGAGGAGAUCCACCACGACCCAACGAAUACACCACCGAUCCCACAACCACCACCACCACAACUACUGAAUUUAAUCAUGCAAUAGAUUUAGUUAAAUAUAUCAAUUUGAAUUAUCCCAAGACGUUUUGUUUAGGAGUAGCUGGUUAUCCAGAAGGAUCGAGUGAAUAUGAUUCGAAUCAAGAACUAAACUUUUUAAAAGAAAAAGUCAAUGCAGGUGCUGAGUUUAUUGUUAGUCAAUUGUUUUAUGAUACUCAAACUUUUUUGGAUUGGUACCAUGAUUGUCGUCGAGUUGGUAAUGUUCCCAUCAUUCCAAGUAUCAUGCCAAUCCAAUCGUAUGAAUCGUUUCGUAGAUUAACCGCAUUGACCAAAAUAAAAGUACCUCAAACGAUCUUAGAUUCAUUAUCACCUAUCCAAACCAACGACCAAGCAGUCAAAGAUUUCGGACUAAAGCUUUCAUUAGAAACCAUCCGAACCCUUCGAUCACAUCACAUCAAUUCAUUUCAUCUAUGUACCUUAAAUCUAGAAGUCACCAUCACUCGAUUACUUUCCAGUUUGAAUUGGACAACUCCUUCGAUGAGCAGCACGACUACUACUACUCUAUUACUUCCACCUAACGACUCUAGAAUCUUACCAAUUGUUCAACCUGGAUUAGAACCCAACACAUGGGACGAGUUUCCGAAUGGAAGGUUUGGAGAUUCAAGAUCACCAGCCUAUGGAAAGAUAGACCAAUAUUACGGAGGGAUAGGAAAAUUAUCAUGUGAUUCUUUGACAGGUUUAAAGCAAUGGGGAUCACCCAAGAGUGAAGCAGAGAUCACCGAUUUGUUUGUAAGAUAUACUAAACGAGAGAUCGAUUCGACUCCUUGGUCUGAUACACCAUUAUUAGAAGAAAGUGAUUUGAUCUCAGAUACGAUUUUAAAGAUGAACAUGAAAGGAUACUGGACAAUCUCAUCACAACCUGCAUGUGAUGGGUUUCCAUCUGAUAAUCAAUUUGUUGGGUUUGGACCGAAAGGUGGUUAUAUUUAUCAAAAAUCAUUUGUAGAGUUUUUUUUAAAUCAAACUCAAUUAGAGAUCUUAUUGAUGGCUAUCGAAAUGGAAAACUCGAAAGCUGAGGUGGGAAUGUUGAAGUAUUUUGCUGGGAAAAGGAAUUCGGACGAAAUUAAAAGUAAUGUGAACGUUGGAGAGACUAAUGUGGUUACUUGGGGUGUGUUUAGAAGUGCUGAGGUGGUCACUACUACGAUUAUUGAAUUAAACAGUUUUAAAACUUGGAAGGAUGAAGCUUUUGAAAUUUGGAGUUCUUGGGAAUCUUUAUUUCAUCAUCAAACUGAUCAUCAAACCAAAACCUUAAUCAAUUCGAUUGGAAAUGAAAAAUGGUUAUGUACAAUUAUUGAUCAUGAUUUUAAAUUAGAAGAAAAACUUUGGAAGUUUUUAGAAUUCAAUUGUAUUUAAACAAAUCACAAAAAAUAGAAGAGAAACCAAGGUUUGAAUCAGGUUGAUGUGUAUAUAGUUUUUGGUUUUUUCUUCGUUUUUGAUGGGUUAUGCAGUGGAAAUCUAGUUUGUUGGAUUUGUUUUGACUUUUUGACUUUUUUUCUGAAUUUUGUCUUGUAUCAACAAACUUUUUUUGUUUUCUACUUUAUAAUUUUUUUUCUCUAAUAUAGAUACAUCACAUGAACUUAAUUCAUAUAAAAUAUCAAAUACUACUGUUUCAU